AUGGAUCCCGUCUCCCUGGCUGGCCUGGCUCUUGGCGUUGCAUCCUUGGGGAUGCAACAGCGUCUGUUCGCAUGGAGCGAGACAUCUGGACUGCUGGAUGUGAACACGGGAAACCAAGACCGUAUCCUAAACUCAAACGUUUUCAAUCUCCAUCGCCAGACUGUGUUAGAUCUACUGGUGCAAGUCCAAUGCCUGUUUGACGAGUUUCUCGAAAUCCAGAACAAGCACAACAACCUUACUCCCGUUCGCGACAAUGGCGACUUCCUCAUCUCCCCCGAGCAGGACGCCAAGCAGGCCAGCUUUCCUAUAUCAGAAAAGAAGAGGCUGUUUAUUAAAAAGGCCAUGAUGAGUCUCAAAGAAAAGUCACAGGAGGGCUUGAAAAGGCUCAAGUGGGUAUCCUUUGACAAAGAAGGGUUCGAGCACUUGCUGUCCAAGUUUACUCUCUUGAAUGACAGCAUGAUGAACAUCCUGGACCACUCGUUGCAGAUUGAGAUUCGACACACGGUGCAGGAUACCAACCGGGGCGUAUUGCUUCUUCAUCACAAAAUUGCCGACCUUAGCCAUCUUGUGUUAGCUCUCAAGGCUCAGCUGGAGGCCAGAGAUGUUGGCGCAUCAACACGCACACGAAUGUCGAAUGUUGAGAGAGAAGCAAGCAUGGCCGAGCUGAGGCAACUUUCCAAGCUGGCCAAAUUCAAGGCGUUCAAUGAGACCAUUGACCCCAAGUCGGAUGCUCCCGCGGUGAUUGACGAAGCUGUGGCGGCCUUUCUGGGGCUUGCCAAGCCGGGAGACCCGCGUCUUGUCCAGAUGCCCAAGUAUCUCAUAGAAUUGGACCCCAACGUGGAUGACUUGGAUGACCCGCGGUGUGAGGCCAUCAUGAAGACUGCCCAAGGGAAGAAGAAGGUGUGGAUCGAGUGGAAAGACUACGAUACCGCGGGAACUCCUGGUUGCCUGUCCAAAGCGGACAUUGUCGACAGAGUGCGGAAGCUGGCUUGUUUGCUCAACCACAGUCCCAAGCCAGAAGCCUUUCGGACGCCUCAUUGCAUCGGCUUCUUUGACAAGGCAGAUCCAGAUGUUCCGGAGGAUGAUGUCGACAUUCUCGACCGGCGGCUGGGUUUGAUAUUCGAACGCCCAGAGACUGAUGAUCUCCAUGACAGCCUCCCACCGGUGUCUUUGAGGGAACUGCUCCUAGACAAGGCAAUCCGCAAACCCAGGGUUACAGACAGGAUCAAGCUGGCGCAUGCCCUCAGCAACUGUCUACUCUAUCUCCAUGCAGUCAACUGGUUGCACAAAGGUCUUCGCAGCCACAACAUUCUCUUCUUCAGAACAAAGUCGGGCCAUGUAGAUUAUUCUCAAGUCUACCUCUCAGGCUUCGACUUCUCCCGCCCCGGCGGCUCCGACGAAGUGACUGAAAUCCCCGGCUCCGACGCAGAGCACGACCUAUACCGACACCCGCUGGCGCAGUCAAACCAAGGCAAGGGCCGCCAGCGAUCGAAGAAGAGCUUCGAUAUAUAUAGCCUCGGCGUCAUCCUGGUCGAGCUGGCGCACUGGAAACCCGUGGAGGCGGUGCUCGGAAUCGAGAUGAGGCUGGCAAAGGGCCAGUCGGACGUGGUUCGACACGUGCGCAGCCAGCUGCUCGCUGCUGAGAGUGUAGCUGAUGUCGGCGCUGAGAUGGGAGAGAGGUUUGAGGAGGCGGCGAGGAGAUGCUUGACGGGGGAGCACGAGCUGGGUUUGGAGGUUGGUGAAGACGAGACGGCUGAUGAGGUGGCGGAGAGGUUGUCGGUGCGAUACUAUGAUGAUGUGGUGAAGAAGCUGGCGGAGAUUGUGGUAUAA
Trichoderma harzianum CBS 226.95 is the source of this 1830-nucleotide messenger RNA. RefSeq lists its product as hypothetical. Gene Ontology annotation, biological process: protein phosphorylation. NCBI's taxonomy places the organism in Eukaryota, Fungi, Ascomycota, Sordariomycetes, Hypocreales, Hypocreaceae. Gene Ontology annotation, molecular function: protein kinase activity; ATP binding. The coding region runs from base 1 to 1830 and encodes 609 amino acids. The record is from RefSeq and is a predicted model, not a curated record. The transcript has 2 exons.